CGUGCCCUCUCUCCUGUGCGCCUGAACUCUGUAUACCUCGCGCGGCAGCAGAGCCAGUCAAGCUGCUAGGGGGGACGCACAGAACCGCACAGCCAUCUUCAACUUACUUUCUCAGUUCAUUAAAAAAGGAAAAACUUCCGCAUCGUCGUCUCCUUCGGAAAAAACAGCCGAGAAUCCGGCGAGCUCAGUUGGGAUAUUUAUUUUCUAUUGCCUUGUAUUGACUUCAGAGGAUCAUAUAUCUACUGUAAAUAAGAGGUAGAGGAUCACACGGCUCGCUCACGGAUGGAAUAUCGGGACUCGAGGAGCUCGGGGCGCGCGACACACCGGGACUGAGUGACGCCGGUGGAUUGGACUCUGCCCUCCGGUUCGGGCCACUGGCAGCAUGGCCAUGAUUGGCAGACAAGAGCCAGAGCUGCAGGAGCACCAGGGAGGAUCGCAGGAGGAGGAAGGGGACGAGGAGGAGGAGGAGGAUGAGGAGGAGGAGGAGGAGGAAGAAGAAGAGGCGGAGGAGGAGGAGGAUGGGGAGGAGGUCGAGGAGGAGGAGGGAGGAGGGAAGGUGUGCGUGUCGGUCCAAGGAGGAGACGGGCAGCCGGAUGAAGAGGGGGAGGAGGAGGAAGAGCUGCCCUACCCGUCUCUGGCCCCCGUGGUUCUGCUGGCUCUGACCCAGACCACCCCGCCCCGCUCCUGGUGCCUCCGGGCCGUCUGCCACCCAUGGUUUGAGCGCGUCAGCAUUCUGGCCAUCCUGCUGAACUGUGUGACACUGGGGAUGUUCCAACCCUGUGACCACACGCCCUCUUUCCUACAGGCCCUAGACGAUGGUAUAUUUGCAUUCUUCGCGGGUGAGAUGCUGAUGAAGAUGAUAGCCCUUGGGGUCUUAGGCCAAAAUGGUUACCUUGGCGACACGUGGAACAGGCUGGAUUUCUUCAUUGUGAUCAUAGGGAUGCUGGAGUACUCGCUGGACGGGCACAACGUCAGCCUGUCAGCCGUCAGGACGGUCCGCGUCCUGCGCCCGCUCAGAGCCAUCAACAGAGUCCCCAGCAUGCGCAUCCUGGUGACCCUGCUGCUGGACACGCUGCCCAUGCUGGGAAACGUGCUGGCGCUCUGCUUCUUCGUCUUCUUCAUCUUCGGCGUGGUGGGCGUGCAGCUGUGGGCGGGGCUUCUGCGCAACCGCUGCUUCAUGGGCGAGGAUGUCAGGAUGUGAGUAGACAUAUCUUUCCUGAGUGGGCUACUACCUGUCCGGACAGUUCAGGACGACCACGGCCCUUUAUCUGCUCCUACGGAGACGCGAGACAACGGCAUGCUCCACUGCUUCCGACAUCCUCGCCCGGCGGUGGGUGGGACUUCCUGUCAGCUGGGUGCCGAGGAUCCCGGCCCAGAGAUGGAGUUCACCACCAAGGACUCGGUGUCCUGUGUCAACUGGUUCCGCUACUACAACGAGUGCCGCGCCGGGGAGGUGAACCCUCACAAAGGAGCCAUCAGCUUUGAUAAUAUCGGCUACGCGUGGAUCGCUAUUUUCCAGGUGAUAACGCUAGAAGGGUGGGUGGACAUCAUGUACUACGUCAUGGACGCGCACUCCUUCUACAACUUCAUCUACUUCAUCUUCCUGAUCAUCGUGGGCUCCUUCUUCAUGAUCAACCUGUGCCUGGUCGUCAUAGCGACCCAGUUCUCGGAGACCAAGCAGCGGGAGCACGCGCUGAUGAAGUCGGAGCAGCGCGCGCGGCAGCUCCACCAGUCCACCUCCACGCUGGCCAGCGACAGCCAGCCGGGCAGCUGCUACGAGGAGAUCAUCCCUGGCCGGCCUGGUCCCCAGUACCAGCCGAAGCCCAUCAGGAACAACAACCCAUGGAUGCUGCUGUUCUUCAUCUCCUUCCUGCUCAUCGUCAGCUUCUUCGUGCUCAACAUGUUCGUGGGCGUGGUGGUGGAGAACUUCCACAAGUGCCGGCAGCAGCAGGAGGAGGAGGAGGCCCGGCUCCGCGAGGAGAAGCGGCAGCGGCGCCUGGAGAAGAGGAGGCGACGGGCCCAGGAGAAGCCCUACUAUGCCGACUACCCUCCGUGGCGCCGCUCCAUCCACACCCUGGUGACCAACCACUACCUGGACCUCUUCAUCACCAUCAUCAUCUUCACCAACCUGCUCACCAUGAGCAUGGAGCACUACCGGCAGCCCAAGUACCUGGACGAGAUACUGAAGUACUGCAACUACGUUUUCACGCUGUUCUUCGUCAUCGAAACGACCCUGAAACUCCUCGCUUUUGGCCUACGCCGCUUCUUCAAAGAAAGGUGGAACCAGCUGGACCUGGCCAUUGUGCUGCUGUCCAUCAUGGGCAUCACACUGGAGGAGAUUGACCUGAGUGCCUCUCUGCCCAUUAACCCCACCAUCAUACGCAUCAUGAGAGUGCUGAGGAUUGCAAGAGUGUUGAAGCUCCUGAAGAUGGCCACGGGAAUGAGAUCUCUCUUGGACACGGUGAUGCAGGCACUGCCUCAGGUGGGGAAUCUGGGUCUCCUCUUCAUGUUGCUGUUCUUCAUCUAUGCUGCUCUCGGAGUGGAACUCUUUGGAAAACUGGAAUGUUCUGAGGAGAACCCCUGCGAGGGGCUGAGUCGCCACGCCACUUUCGACAACUUUGGCAUGGCGUUCCUCACGCUGUUCCGCGUCUCCACCGGAGAUAACUGGAACGGCAUCAUGAAGGACACCCUGAGGGAGUGCCGGCCGGAGGAGCGCCACUGCCUCACCUACCUGCCGCUGAUCUCCCCGGUGUACUUCGUCACCUUCGUGCUGACGGCCCAGUUCGUGCUGGUCAACGUGGUGGUGGCCGUGCUCAUGAAGCACCUGGAGGAGAGCAACAAGGAGGCGGCCCUGGAGGAGCUGGAGGAGAAGAGGGAGAAGGAGGAGGAGGCCAACCGCCUGCUCCUCCUCCAGACCGGCGGCUCCUCGUCCUCGUCGGGGGCCGUGGAGCGAGGGGAGUCGGCCCAGGUGGAGGUUGAGGAGGAUGAGUGUUCCCAUGGCAACCUGAUGAGCAUGGGACGCAUGCUCUCUCUCCCUAGCGACAGCUGCAUCCAGCCAUUCAGAUGCUCCCCCUACCCUCCCGUUGGGUAUGACAUCUACGCUGGCUACAGCUUCUCAGGCUCGGCGUCCUCCCUGGCCUCCAGCGGGGCGGGCUCCCAGCUCCAGGUGCCCUGGGCCCUGCCCUCCAUCAGCCACGCCUCGCUGGGCACCGACCGCAGCUGCCGGCCGGUCAUCCGCCUCAGCCCCACGCAGAGCAGCGACACGCCCUUCCUGAGCGGCGGCGGCGGCCUCACGCUGGGCCGCGCCGGCCCCGCCCUCAGCAUGGACGGCUACCGCCGCAGCUCGGCCGCCGGCCUGCGGCGGCAGCGCCUCAACUCCGCCCACAGCGUGGACGCCUACCGGCCCAACGCGGCGGGCGGCGGCGGCGGCGGCGGCGGCUCGGACCGGCCCAAGCUCACCUCCGCCCACAGCAUCGACGGCUACAGACUGAGCCCGUGUGGCUCCGCCCACGGGAUCAACCGGCCGGCCACGCCCUCCUCCUCUAGCCCCGCCCACGACGCCAGCAGGCGCUCCUCCUCCCGCUGGCUGAGCCCCGAGGACAGUCUGGACCGGACCCGGCUAAGCCCCUCCUACGUCCCCGAAGGCUCCGCCCCUCAGAGGCCCUCGCCGUUCCGCGCUGCAGGCAGACUGCGGAGACAGGAGGCCAUUCGCUGUGACUCCCUGGACCAGGGCGGGGGUCUGGCCGACGAGGACCUCCAGCGCUCCCAGCCGGCCGCGGCCCCCCCCGCCUCCCGACCCGGACCCGGACCCCGGCAGCAGCCCGUCCCGCCGCCGCUGCUCCAGCGUGCACACGCUGAAGCACGCCGCGCCCCAGAGGGUGAUCGCCAGCCGGGGGUACAGCCGGCGCCACAGCGCGGCCUCCCCGGAGCCAGGCUGCCCCCACUCAGAGAGCGACCCCCAGACCCCCCGCAGCGGCUGCAGCCUCCAGGUCCCCGUCCCGGAGUCGGCCCCCAGGCCCGGACCCCCGGAGCCCAGCGGGGGGGCCCAGCCCGACGCCGCUGACGAGGAGGUGAACCGCAUCAACAGCUCGGUCGGCGGCGCCCACGCACACACACACGGCCACGCCCAUGCGCACGCACACUCGCACACGCACACACAGCUGUCCCCCGGCCCCUCGCACCAAAGCAGACGUCUCUCGCCCGGCCCCCCCGGGGGGGAGCACAGGGGGGGUCAUCUCGGCCAAUCAGUGUCUCCGGUUUCAGGGCGGAACAUAAAGCAGAGAAUGAGCCCGCCCCCGGGGGAGGAGCCCGUCUCCGGGACGACGCAGCUGAUGGACAGCAGCGUCGAGCUGCGGCGGAGGACCCUCUCGUUUGACUCCACCUGCCUCACGCCCCACCUGCAAGAGGGCGGGUCGGUAGAGGACUGAGGGACGAGGAGGGGAACGUUGGGCGAACGGGAAGGAGGAUGGCUGAGUGCUCACGGACACGGGGACGAGAGACACAUGCUCGCGUCUCGAGGAAGGACCUUUGUGUGACGCCGAGCCCGUAGCAAAUCAUCACCCACAUCGAAUUACAGGGUCACUAUCUGUGCUAACAGAUACAGAGCUCAUGUGAGUGUGUGUGGGCGAGAGUGUGUGUGAGUGACUGUGUGUGUGUGUGUGUGUGUGUGUGUGCGUGUGUGCGUGUGUGUGUGUGUGUGUGUGUGUGUGUGUGUGUGUGUGUGUGUGUGUGUGUGUGUGUGUGUGUGUGUGUGUGUGUGUGUGGCGGUAUAUAGGAGUGUGGAGUAUUCCCCCUUGGUACUGAUUUUGCACACUGAAUCCACGUUGGAAAAAAACAUUCCCUUUUCCUCUCUCUCGAUCCCGCCUUUAGCUCUGUUGUAGUUCCCGCCCGCCUACACUAUAUUUAAUCAAGCACUGUUCCCUCGCUUGCUAUUAUCUCCUGUACCCCCCCUCCCUCCACCACCUCCACCAAACCCACCCUAAUGCACUUCUAAUGUGACCAUCUAACCUUGGACCUCUCUACCUCUCUCCACUUCUUUCCUCCUUAAUAUUCUUUUUAUGUUUGAUCAAAUAUCAUUUUUCUAAGACCAUCCUCAGCCCUCUAUUUACAGUGAACCCUCACUCCCUCCAUCUCCUCAUCCUUAGUAUUCUCAGGGUAGUGCUAGUUCAGAUAGAGGCGGUUGUUUGCAUGUGAAGUCUGUGGCCUUUAGGCGGCCCACGGAGGGAACGGACGCCCCCCUGGUUUCUGGAGUAGCUGAGAGACACGAAGACGGCGGGGUGGGGUCUGUUUCCCUGGAGGAUGUUCGACGAUGAUGAGGAAUGUAGGCCUAGGGACUAAGCUCAAGAGAGAGAGAGAGAGAGAGAGAGAGAGAGAGAGAGAGAGAGAGAGAGAGAGAGAGAGAGAGAGAG
Molecule: messenger RNA, 5408 nt
Organism: Gadus morhua (Atlantic cod)
Lineage: Eukaryota; Metazoa; Chordata; Actinopteri; Gadiformes; Gadidae
Product: voltage-dependent T-type calcium channel subunit alpha-1G-like
Biological process (GO): positive regulation of calcium ion-dependent exocytosis; transmembrane transport; calcium ion import
Cellular component (GO): plasma membrane; neuron projection; voltage-gated sodium channel complex
Molecular function (GO): voltage-gated sodium channel activity; low voltage-gated calcium channel activity
Source: RefSeq, a predicted model, not a curated record